Messenger RNA from Geodia barretti, 3931 nucleotides. NCBI's taxonomy places the organism in Eukaryota, Metazoa, Porifera, Demospongiae, Tetractinellida, Geodiidae. The record is from the annotation of a GenBank genome assembly.
UCGUAUAUACGUAUCUGAAGACGGCGUGGCGGCAGCGAUCAAAACAUGAGCUCCAGGAGCGGUCGUAGGCGAGACCGGAGUUACAGCAGCAGCCGGAGUCGAAGUCCCGAUCGUCGGAGAAGACGUAGACGCCGCCAUUCUUCUUCUUCCAGCGGCUCCAGCCCCGACUCUGACCGGCAUUACCGGAGCAGACGAGGCGAGACGCGGAAGAGCGACCGUCACCGUAGACGGCGUGAUUACAGGUCGAGUACUUGCACCUUACGCUUCGUGUGGGUACCAUCUUCUAACAUGUGCUCUUUCUUCCCACACAAUACACCAUAGUUCAGGUAAAACCAGUGUAUAUUCCGUCUUCUUCACUGUAGUAUAGCACCGUCUUGUGUACAUAAUUUGUGCAGUUGCAGUAGGUUUGGUAGUAGAGUUUAGUGUGGACUGCUGUGAUGUGGAGUUUUGUUAUUACAGAGAGAAGUAGGCCAAAGGACAAAAGAGAUAGGCACAGGUCAAGAUCUCGAAGCCCACACAGAGAUUCAAAGAGAAAGAAAGAACGCAAGAGACAUAGUUCUAGCCGGUCGCGAUCAAGAGAAAGAACAAAAUCAAAGAAACCGAGUAAAGACAAAGAAAAAACUGGAAAGAGUAGUGAUGCAAAAGGAGAGAAUCCAGCUGAGGCUCUAAAAGCCAGGGUGAAAGCACUCCUGGCUAAAUCCAGUGAAGAGACAGCAAAAGCCGCUGCUGUGGAAAUGUCUGGAGCCCCUGUUCCUACUCCUGGACAGACGGCACUCAUAGAGAGUAACUCAUUCACGUCUGACAAGUUUGUCUCGAAACGCUCGAGCAAGAAGUGGGACGUGCCUCCUUCCGGCGUCUCUCAGAAAAAGGCCGGAAAGACUUUCGAUGUGACGACUGUAGACCCCAGUGAAUUUGUCCCUAAAGUGGUUCCAAUGUGUGAAGUGGAGAAUGCGUUGGGAAGAGAAGAAGGAAUGGGAGUAAUGGAGGAGGGAGGAAGAGACGUGGUUUCAAUCAGGCAGGAAACGACUCAAUCAACUCCUGAAACUGAGCCCGUUGACAGAAAUCAGAAGUGGCUACAAAAACUUAAGAAAAUGAGGCAGAAGUUGGCAGACCCCCCAAUUAACUAACUAUAACUAACUGUCCUGCCACUUAACACUUGUUGUAUACUGAAAAUCACUCAUACGAUUUCCUUAAAAAUGUCAUAUUUUACAAAAAGCACUGAGGGUUAAAAUAAUAUAAUACAGCAGUGUUAAUUAUCUAGAAGGUGUUUAUAAUACAAAGACAAAAGAAGAGAGGGGUUUGGCUAUUUCUAGGAAGUUCUGUUGGGGUCUAGGCUCUAAGGUCGAUCUUGAAUGGAGAGCCAGAGAUCAGGCUCUUGUUCCAGAAGGCAAAAAGACUGUAGCUCUCCUUUUUGAGGUCGGGGAAGGAGAUUUUGAUGGAGUCGGCUUUUGGAGAGAGAGACAGCUGCGGACGAACGAGGUUGGAGUGGCUGUCGGUUGCGAAGGCAGAAAACACGCCCGAUUCUUGGUUAACGCUCACUGGUAGAGACACCACACGGACUCCCUCUGGUAGGGAUUUUGGCGGCGAAGGAGUUAAGUCGACAACGAAGGGAGACCCCUUUAUCUCGCGUUUGAACCAGAACACCAUGAGCUUGAACACCUCGCGGACAGGCGGAUCGAAACUGAUCUGGUAGCGUCCCCUCUUGAACUGGCGGACCUGAGCUGCAAUGAGGCCACUAGCAGCGCCCUCAGCUGCCGCAGUCACCUUGCUAGGGGUCCCCUCAUCCGGCUCAAACUCGAUGCAGACGUGCGGUUCGACCUCCUGCUCUCUGUAAUCGAUUCUGAAUGGGGAUCCGGGCACCGAUUGACCAGACCACUCCACCCUGACAGUGUACACGUCGUUCUUUGGAGGCACAAACGACACUCGAUGGAGGUCCUUUGCUGCUUCCUCGAUGCUAACCCAUUGGAAGCAAUCGUCAGAGGUGGAAUCAUUCACCUUAGCUGUGAGAGAGCCAAUCCCUGCGUCUCGUACGUUGAACAGUAGCUCAAUGGGAUCUCCACUGGCUUUGAACGGGAGGACCGGAUCAUAUGCCUCUACUUUCUCAGGGCAGGGGGGGAUGCCGAUGGCAAGAAUAAACGGAGAACCGGGAUACUCUUACCGUUGUAGUUGAUCCCGAUGCGAUAGUCGUCUGGUUGAGAGGCUGUGAAGUGGAUGCUGUAGGUGUCUUCGCCGGUAGGGACCAGAGUGAAAGUUGGGGUUGCUCCAGUCUGGACACCCUUUGCGUCGAUGGUGAAGAGUUUCUCGUCGCGACCGGGAGCAGAGAUCCAGAUAUCGAGCUGUUUGUUGGCGUGGUGGUACCCUGUUUGGCUCACCGGCUUUGUGAUCGCGAUUCCCUCCAGGCUGUCGUCUUCGACCCUGAUCUUGCUGGCUCUCUCCUGGAAACGCUCCUCGUCGAAGAAAAGAUCGAUGCUAUAUUGCCCUGUUUCGGUCGGAGUGAAACAAACCAGUUGGUUUCCCUCUUCUUCCUCCACCGUUUCGCUGGCGACGGCUUGCGUCGGACCGCGCACCUUACCAAUUAGUUUCCCGUUCCCGGCCUGCGCGGUGGAGACCCUGACAAGAACCUGCUGCCCACACUGCCACGAACCAGUGGCCAGUACCUCAGGAUUCACCACCCAACACUUGGAGGGGUCGUUAACGUCAAUCUUGACGGGGCUCCCCGGGAUUUUGUUGCCGCCGUAAGUAAUGUGCACCUCGUAAGACCCAACGUCAAUGGGGCACACCGUGACAGCGUGGGUAUUUCCAUCGAUGUUUGUGACCGUGCACGGUUUGUUGCAGUGAGCGCUGACGAGUUUCCCUUCCAAUUGGCAGUCGGCGUUUGGUGGGGUUACGACGGUGACAUUGAAAGCGGUGCAGGCACGGACUGGGCCAGUUGGUGCCUCCUUAAUUACACACUCCAUUGCAGGGGUUCUAGGGGAGGGGGUCAAUUUGAAAGGGCUGCCGGGGAUUGGAACCAUCUCCCACAUUAUGUCAAACUGCAACUCCCCUUCCAUCUCCGGCGUGUACUCGUAUGCAUAAACAUCAUCAUCGAUCGAGACGAGUUUCAUAUCAGGGUUCCCCGGCCCAGUUAGAAUGGUGGAGAGACUGCCCUUACCAACUGCCGAGGUUUCGAUCUCAAACGAGGCGAGCUCCCCAAUAAUUGCCUCCGAGAGCCCAGCUGCCUCUCACGACGCACUUGGAAAUGUCGAACACAGACACUGUGUAGGUGCACUCGAGGGUGUUGAAGGAUUCGUCCACGUCGAUUUCGUCUGUCACUGGUGUGCAGUCCCAUUCAAGCUGAAUCUUGUGAUCCCCGCUUCUCCAAGGAGUGUAGGUCACCGUGUACUCUGCAGUCGCUUCCGUCAUGUGUACGUUGUCAAGCGGCAUAUCGUCUGGAUCCAGAAUCCUGAAGUUCAGGACCCCCUCUCCGAGAUUCGAAACGUCGACCGUGAACUCAGCCUGUCUCCCGACGCAGGCUCGAUGGAGACCGCGACCGCCCGUCACGGAAUCAAGAGGUGGAAGAUGGCGAACUUUGUACGGUGAACCCUUCACAUGCUCCCCGGAAUACUUGACUUCGACCGUGUAGGUUCCGGGGACUGUAGGUCGAUACUGAAACCCUGGAGUCCCCGAACGAACGGGGAUCUCGUGUACUUCCACCUCGCCCAAAUCGGGGCUCUGGACCCUCACUUCCACGAUGCUUCCGUCCAGCAUCUCCCCCUCAAUUUGAAGCUGAGCCUCGGUCCCUAUCUCAGUCCCCGUGAUACCGGAACCUAGUGCGGACAGGUAGGGAAGCUUCCUCCUCUCCUCCUUGAUGAAUCGAAAGUGGGAGAGGUACACCAUCACCGACAGCUGAUCGCACGUGGGAGAGGUGAAUUCCUCGGGGGAGGAGAGGCAG